AUGAGUUUUUUCAAGCAAAGAGAAAACAAAACUUGCAGUUUCGUAGGGUGGCAUCCACAUGAAGAAGGAUGGUAUAAGGUAAACAUUGAUGGUGCUAUGUGUAAAGUGUCUCGUAAUGCUUCAACAGGUGAAGUUAUCCGGGAUAACCAUGAACAGAACUUCUACUCUGUUAAAGUUACCAUUUUCAAGGAAACCUUUGUUUUAACUACAAGUUCAAAUCUUCUUAACCUUCAGAUUGACUAUAUAAUCAAGUGUAUCCUAGAAAGUCUUGCAUGUCUUUGGAAUAAUCAGCGUAACCCUUCACCUCCGGUUGAUGUAGCUCCGGCAGCAGGUGAAAAUAUUAGUAAUGGCCUUGAUCCUGAACUAAUACAAGCAUUUCCAACAUUCUAUUAUUCCACUGUCAAAGAGUUUCGUCGUGAAAAGUAUGGCCUAGAAUGUGCUAUUUGCUUGGGAGAGUUCAAGGACGAGGAUAUGCUUCGUCUUUUGACAAUUUGUUGCCAUGUUUUUCAUAAAGAGUGUGUUGAUCUUUGGCUUGAAUCCCAUAAAACUUGUCCAGUUUGUCGAGGAGAGUUAGAUGUGCUUAGUAAGAAAUCCCCUUUACUUAUUCGUAGCAAUUCCAUGCAUGAAAUUUCAACAAAUGCUGAAAGUUCAGCAAAUCAAAGUCCAGUAGAAGAUUCCGUUUGCAUUGACAUUAAAGAUGAUAACGAUGAGAAAGUUGAUGGAGAAGAUAAAGUACAAGUCACCUCAAGUACAAAAGAACAACAAUCUAGGAAAAACGAAAGAAUGGAAAAAUUUUCUAGGUCUCAUUCUACGGGACACUCCAUAGGUAAAGCUAAAGAAGAAGAUAGAUAUACCCUCAGAUUGCCUGAGCACAUUAAAAUAAAAAUUGUCAGGGGGCAUCAUGCUGCAAGAAGUUGUACUGUGUUUGGUGAAUUUACGAGCCCCUCGAACGACAGAAACAGAGGUUCUGGUGAACCGUCAGAGACUCGCAUAGGAGAUUGA
Gossypium arboreum is the source of this 1002-nucleotide messenger RNA. RefSeq names its product RING-H2 finger protein ATL29. The transcript is spliced from 3 exons. The coding region runs from base 1 to 1002 and encodes 333 amino acids. Gene Ontology annotation, molecular function: transferase activity. The record is from RefSeq and is a predicted model, not a curated record. Gene Ontology annotation, biological process: protein ubiquitination. NCBI's taxonomy places the organism in Eukaryota, Viridiplantae, Streptophyta, Magnoliopsida, Malvales, Malvaceae.